This is a messenger RNA of Schistocerca cancellata (South American locust), 1223 nucleotides long. Its product is annotated as cell division control protein 42 homolog. Gene Ontology annotation, biological process: small GTPase-mediated signal transduction. The coding region runs from base 1 to 735 and encodes 244 amino acids. The transcript is spliced from 5 exons. NCBI's taxonomy places the organism in Eukaryota, Metazoa, Arthropoda, Insecta, Orthoptera, Acrididae. Gene Ontology annotation, molecular function: GTPase activity; GTP binding. The record is from RefSeq and is a predicted model, not a curated record.
AUGGCUCCCGCGGGCGACUGCUCCAGCCCGCUGCUGCAGGAGCCGGGCGCGGCCGCGGAAGCGGGCGACCGGCACGCCAUCAAGUGUGUGCUCGUCGGCGACGGCGCCGUGGGCAAGACCGCGCUCGUCGUCAGCUACUCCACCAACGGCUUUCCCAGUCGAUACGUGCCCACCGCCUACGACACCUUCACAGUGGUGGUCCGGGUUGACGGGCGGCCGUACAGCGUGCAGCUCUGCGACACAGCGGGCCUGGACGCGCUGGACCCGGUGCGCGCGCUGUGCUACCCGGACGCGGACGUCUUCCUGGUGGUGUUCAGCGUGGUGGCGCCGGCGACGCUGCGCUCCGUGGAGAGGCGCUGGGCGCCCGAGGUGCGCCGCUGCUGCCCCGACGCGCCGCUGGUGCUGGUGGGCACGCAGGCCGACCGGCGCCGCGACGCCCGCCUGCUGGCCGAGCUGUCGGCGCGCGGCCAGGCGCCCGUGUCGAGCGCCAGGGCGGCAGAGGCCGUGCGCGCCGUGGGCGCCGCCGUCUACGUCGAGACCUCGGCGCUCACCCAGAGGGACCUCAAGGAGGCCUUCGACCAGGCCAUCGUCUGCGCGCUGCGCCGCCGCGGGCUGCUGCCACUUAACAGUCACCGUAAUGCAGAAGGUAGACAGCAACACCAGCAACGAAAGAGAACACUGGACGACGUAAAAGCACCGAAACAUUUCUGGGAUAUAUUAAACAAGAAGAAAUAGUUUUCAAGGUAGAGUCCUGUAAUACAUUUCGUAAAUAAAAUAUUUCUUAGCACUAAAGAAAUGGGUUCAGUCAGCGCCUGCACCAUUUUACGAUACAAAGUUUGUGAACGAGUCACACUUAACACCCCUAUUACGCGAAUAACGGUACUACUCCAUGAUACAGCAUUGUGCCACAAUGAUUACAGAUAAAACAAAGUACACAAACCACUAGUAAGAGGAACUCAAAGUUUCUUUAAAACAUCGUUCGCUGGUACACAGCGCUUGUUCACCGCCGGCUGGAACUUAGUCUUGGAAACAUGUGUUUUAUGUGUUUUUUUUUCCUACGUAGACGCUGUUCACACCCAUCACACUUGGUGUGUUUCAAGACUCAUUUAAUUCCCCUAAUAAGUUAUCAAAAUCUCUCAGCCCAUGGACAUUACAAUGGUAAUUCCAACCCAUAUAGAUCUUCUCUACAGAAAAGGAGGCAAUAUUAGUAAUACUGCACUUGA